Molecule: messenger RNA, 3376 nt
Organism: Xiphophorus couchianus (Monterrey platyfish)
Lineage: Eukaryota; Metazoa; Chordata; Actinopteri; Cyprinodontiformes; Poeciliidae
Gene: fhl3a
Product: four and a half LIM domains 3a
Exons: 6
Coding region: 228-1073 (281 amino acids)
Biological process (GO): actin cytoskeleton organization
Cellular component (GO): nucleus; stress fiber; Z disc
Molecular function (GO): actin binding; transcription coregulator activity
Source: RefSeq, a predicted model, not a curated record
GUAGUAGGACAAAAGUAGCCGGCAAGCCACAUCCAUCUUCGCCACAGAGGUUUGACUGCAGUUAGAAGAAGCGUAGAAAGUUUUCCAGCUGGAAGAGUGAAGCUCCUGACCCGUCAAAGGAGCAGACUGAUCUGAGAUCAGAUCCUGACAGCAGCAGACUUACCGCAGACACUUUGGGAAGGCGAGUCCAGACUUCACACAUUACUCCUGGUUUUCAGAAAACUACAAUGGCUGACCGAUUCGACUGCGAUAACUGCAAAGAAUCCCUGUAUGGCCGCAAGUACAUCCAAUCUGAUGACAACCCAUACUGCAUUCCCUGUUACGACAGUCUGUUUUCAAACACCUGUGAUGAAUGCAAAGAGCUAAUUGGCCAUGAUGCAAGGGAGCUCUUCUAUGAGGACAGACAUUAUCACGAGCAUUGUUUCCGUUGUUUCCGCUGCGACCGCUCACUGGCAGAUGAGCCCUUCACCAGCCAGGAUGACGCGCUGCUCUGCAACGACUGCUACUGUAAUGAGUUCUCCUCCAAAUGUGUCGCCUGUGACAAGAUCGUCAUGCCAGGUGAAGGUACAAGAAAAUUGGAGUAUGCAGGCUCCACAUGGCACGAGGGCUGCUUCAUUUGUCACAGCUGUGAACAGCCGAUUGGCUCCAAGUCCUUCAUUCCUGACAAGGACGACCACUACUGUGUGCCCUGCUACGAGGAAAAGUUCGCUCCCCGCUGCACACGCUGUAAAAAGGCCCUGGCUAAAGGUGGUGUGACCUAUCGGGAUGAGCCGUGGCAUAAGGAGUGUUUUGUGUGCACAAACUGUAAGACGCAGUUGGCGGGUCAACACUUCACCUCCAGAGAUGACAGCCCCUAUUGCCUGAAGUGCUUUGGCAGCUUGUACGCCAAGAAGUGUGAGGCCUGCAGCAAACCAAUUACAGGAUUUGGAGGAGGCAAGUACAUCUCAUUUGAAGAUCGUCAGUGGCAUCAGCCGUGCUUCACCUGCUCCCAGUGCUCCAUCUCACUUGUGGGCGCUGGCUUUUUCCCUGAUGGCGACAAGAUCCUGUGCCGUGACUGCAACAGCAACCUAUAAAGCACUUAACCUGAUCUCACCAUUCCUUUUGUUCUUCAACAGCUUUUUUAAACAACCCAGAUUUACCAUGGAGGGUAACAGGCUAAAAAUAUUCUGCCUCAGGUCAUUUUAACAUAAAGACAUUAGUUUCUCAAUAAACUUGUCAUAUAGGAGGUUGCAAUCGUGAUGUUGCUAUGUUGUUUGCAUCAGUGAAAGUUAAAGACUGAGUGUCUUAUUACCAACAUUAUUUCUAUGUUAUUUAGUGUUUAAAUAAAAUUCUGCAAAUGCUUGUCACUUUGCCAAAAAUGUCUUAAUUAAUAUUACUUCAGGGCUCUAAAGAAAAGACUCAGAACACUGAUAUAGUAUGCAGUCUAUAUUACUAUUCUAAUGCUCUUAUAACUGCAGGUCCAUGCAUUUUGAAUGUUGCUUUUUAUCACCUUUCUCUUAUUGCUUUAUUAUCUUAUGCCUUACCUUAUGCAUUUUGAACAGGUUACUGUAUACAGUGACACAGAAGGAGGUGUGACACUUUUUGUAAAAAGUGGCCAAAUAUUGGACAUACUUUUCCUUAAAUUUAAAGUGAAAACAUGUAGAAGGUUUGUUGGUGUAGCUAGCUUUUGGUUUCCAGGACAUUUCAUUUGCACUUUGGAAAAGAUGUGCUUUUUUGCUUUCAUUAUUUACUGUUAUGUGCACAUAAUUACACAGUUGAAACACAUGGCAAAAGCAACACAUUUCUUUUUGCCACUUGUCUGCCUAUCUUAUUUUACAUAAAUGUUCAGUUCAGCCUUCUUUUUUCAAUAUUUUAAUGUGUAUUUUUAUUAUCUGUUCACAAAGAGUCAGUAUGUUUAACUUUGAAAGAAAAUGCAAAACUGUUCUGCAUUGCAAACGUUUGCAUGCCUUAAUUUGCCACUGCUUCUCUCAUUACUUAAUUUGUUGGGUUUUUUAUCGUUAGCUAUAGUCAUGUAUGUCAGAAAUUAUUGUGUUGCAACAAACUAUUUGCUCUCUUAGCGAUUUCUUCUGUUUGGCUUUUUGUUGUCACACAUUUUAAGUCAUCAAACAAAAUUCAUAUAUUGGAGAAAGAUAGAAAAGGCAGUUUUGACAUCAUAAUUUUAUUUAUUGAGGUAGAAACUCAUAUAUACCUGGUCCACUGUGAAAAGUAUACUUAAUAACUGGCUUUGUAACUCCUGGAAGCAACAAUUGUUGUCAUGCAUUUGCAAUAAGAGGCAGUGAGUCGUUCGAGGAAUUUUGUCCAAUUUUUCUUUGCAGAAUUGUUUUAUUUCAGCAACAUUUGGUUUUCCAGCAUAAAUUUAUGUUUUUAAGUUAAUUCCACAGGUUCUCAAUUCAAUUGAGGGUUUUGACUUGGCCUCUCCAAAACGUUCUUAUUGCUUUGUUUGCUUGUUGAGCCAUUCAGAGGUGGGCAUAUUGGGAUGGUAUAGAUUAUCAUUCUGCUGAAUAACCAAAGUGUACUUUUAAAGUCACAAAUUGACAAACUGAUGGCCAGACAAUUCAUGGUUGCAUCACUUAUUGCUGGUCAUCGAAGUCAUGAAGCAGCAAAGCAACCUCACGUCACUUUACCACCACUAUGUAUGAUUGAUUGCUUACUGUUCUUUUUCUGAGAAGCUGUUAUUGUUAUGCCAGAUGUAACAGGAUGCACAUCCUCCAAAAAGUUCUAUUUUUGUCUCGUGAAUGCACAGAAUAGUUUCCUAAAUGUUUUGGGAAAGAAGAUGUUGUUUUUACGGAUGAGAUCUGAAAGAUCAACAGUGAAUUUCACCUUGAAACUUUCCUAUUGAUACCAUUUUCUUAGUGGUAAAUAAUGAACAAGGACCUUAACUUAGGUAAUUAAAGCCACUCACUUUAUAUGUAGGCUGGGCUCUCCCGUGUUCUUCUGGAUGAGUCACCGAUGGGCGUUUAGAGUAAUUCUGGUCAUCCAGCCACGUUUCAGAACAAUUUCCACCUUUCCAUAUUUUAUCCAUUUGUGGAUAGUGGGAAGACAGACAACAAUGCCUUUUACAUUUUGCAUUUGGAGCUUUUUAUUAUUAUUGUUUGUUUGAUCAUUUCAAACUUUCAAGUGCGACAACAACAAAAAAAACAAGAAAUCAGUAAUGAGGCAAAUACUUUUUUUCACAGCAGCAUAGUUAUACUAUUUGUUUUGAUUAUUUCAGCUUUGAUGCUGGUGAGUCAGAGUUGGCCAAUACAUGUUUUAAAAUGGAAAAUAUGCCAUCAAAAUGAUAAUCUUUUUUAAUUUACUGUAAAUCAGUUUGUGAUUGUUGUGGAUAAAUUGUUGCUUCUAUUUUUAAAGAUCAAUUAAAUAAAGUGACACUGACUGA